AUGGCGGUUCAGUCCAAGCUGCUGCCCCCCGGCCGGAGCGUCAAGCAGAUCAUCUCGCAGUUGACCUCCCUCUACCUCAAAAACCGCACCAACAUCUCUCGGACCGUCUAUAUCACCUUGGUCGUCGCCCUGAUCCAUCGAAUCCACAAUGCCAUCUCAGAGCAAAAGGCCGCAGCCAGGAGGCAGGCCGAGAUUCAGCGAGAGCGCGCUCGGCACUCGCAGCAGCAGACAACAGAAGAUCCAGAUGCGAAGAAUGAAAAACAACAGGAGGAACACAGAAAGAAAAGAGUUGAGAUCAACCGAGAGUUCUUUCGCAAUCUCCUGCGCCUCCUCAAGAUCGUGAUCCCCGGCUGGAGGAGCAAAGAGCUGAGACUCAUCGUCUCCCACAGCGUCUUUCUCGUCAUCCGCACCCUCCUCUCUCUCUACGUCGCCGAACUCGAUGGCAAAGUCGUGUCGGCCCUCGUCCGCGGCAAAGGUCGAGAGUUUGUCUUGGGUCUUGUUUGGUGGAUGCUGGUGGCCGUGCCCGCAACCUUUACGAAUUCGAUGCUUCAGUACCAUCAGACGCGCCUUGCUCUGGCCUACAGGACACGGCUCACACAAUACAUCCACGAAAAGUAUCUCAAUAACAUGACCUUUUACACCCUCUCGGCCCUGGACGAUCGAAUAAAGAACGCCGACCAACUCAUCACCGUCGACGUCUCUCGCUUUUCCAACUCGCUCGCCGAACUCUACUCGAACCUCGCCAAACCCAUCCUCGACAUGGUAAUUUACAAUUAUUCCCUCUCCAAGUCUGUUGGUGGAGAGGGUCUCUUUGCUAUGGCUCUCCUAGUCCAGAUCUCCGCCAACGUCAUGCGCGCUUUGACACCCCCCUUCGGAAAAUACGUUGCAGAUGAAGCGCGAUUAGAGGGAGAAUUUCGUUUCCAACAUACAAGAUUGAUCGAUUACAGUGAAGAGAUUGCAUUAUAUGCCGGCCACGAGGCUGAAAAGGACGGCCUGGACAAGGGCUAUUUCACACUGAUCAAACAUGUUAAUCGCAUAUUGAGGAGACGGUUUUAUCACGGCUUCAUGGAAGACUUUGUCAUCAAGUACUUCUGGGGUGCCCUUGGCCUCCUCCUGUGCUCGUUACCAGUCUUCUUCAAAAUCCCCGGACAAAACCUCACUCCAGGGGAAUCUAGAGGUGACCACACCGAAUCCUUUGUCACAAACCGGCGCAUGCUCCUGAGCAGUUCCGACGCCUUCGGCCGCAUCAUGUUCUCCUACAAGGAAAUCACGGAGCUGGCAGGCUACACAUCCCGCGUCGCCGGGUUACUCGAUGUCAUGGACGAAGUCUCGGCUGGACGAUUCGAGAAGAAACUGGUCAGCUCGGCCUCGACGGAGGAGAACGCCGCGGUGCUCAGAGGAAGAGGAACGAUCGAAGAGAGUGACAACAUUGAAUUCACCGACGUCCCUAUCGUGAGUCCCAACGGCGAUGUCCUGGUCAAGAAGUUGACCUUCGCAAUCAAACCGGGUGAUCACCUGUUGAUUGUUGGUCCCAACGGGUGCGGAAAAUCGUCACUUUUCAGGAUCCUCGGUGGGCUCUGGCCCGUCUACGGCGGAUCCGUGAAGAAACCCAGGUUCGAAGAUAUCUUCUACAUUCCCCAACGACCGUACCUGAGUCGAGGCACACUGAGAGAUCAAAUAAUUUACCCGGACACGCUGCGAGAAUUCCGAGCCAAGAACGGCUCCGAGGAGCAACUCAAGCAGAUCCUGUCCAUCCUGGAGAUUGAAGCCAUUAUCAACAGACCCAACGGAUGGGACGCCGUUGAGGAGUGGCGCGACGUCUUCUCCGGAGGUUUACAACAACGGAUCGCCAUGGCCCGCCUCUUCUACCACAAGCCCAAAUAUGCCAUCCUGGACGAAUGCACCAGCUCCGUGACGCUGGAGAUGGAAAGGAAAAUGUACGAGACGGCGAAAGGGCUGGGCACGACGCUGAUGACAGUGAGUCACCGACGCAGUCUGUGGAAAUACCACAGUGUCAUCUUGCAAUUUGACGGACAGGGCGGGUACGUGUUUUGUCCGCUAGACGCGGAGAGGAGGAUCAAGCUGGAGGACGAGAAGGAGGAGUUGGAGACGUUGUUGAGAGGCGUGGACGCGUGGGAGGCGCGGCUUAAGGAGUUGGAAGAGGAUUGA
Fonsecaea multimorphosa CBS 102226 is the source of this 2169-nucleotide messenger RNA. RefSeq lists its product as uncharacterized. The record is from RefSeq and is a predicted model, not a curated record. Gene Ontology annotation, biological process: peroxisome organization; long-chain fatty acid import into peroxisome; fatty acid beta-oxidation. The transcript has a single exon. Bases 1 to 2169 code for a protein of 722 amino acids. NCBI's taxonomy places the organism in Eukaryota, Fungi, Ascomycota, Eurotiomycetes, Chaetothyriales, Herpotrichiellaceae. Gene Ontology annotation, cellular component: peroxisomal membrane. Gene Ontology annotation, molecular function: ABC-type transporter activity; long-chain fatty acid transmembrane transporter activity; ATP hydrolysis activity.